GAUCCCGUGCGUUUUGGCCGAAAUUCCAAGUCAAGCUCAAAAAAAUUUCGUCCGCCAGAGGCCUUUUUGGGCAAAUUUCGUUCCGAACGAAGGAAGAUACGAGCGCUGCCGCCAAGGGCUUCCACCGCAUGCGGAGAUGGGUGGCGGCCCUGUUGCCCGAGGAGCUGGUGGACAGGCUGCUGCAGAGCGGCGCCAUCACCAUCCUGGAGCGGGACAUGGAUGGUGACCUGGUGGAGUUUGUCAGGGUGGAGGGGCCUGCGGACCGGCUGCAGCGGCAGCGGCAGCAGUACCGCGCAAACCGCAAGCAGCAGAAGGGGCGGAAGCGACGGCAGUGGCGACAGCACGGCAGCCGCUGGAAGCACGCGCCUGGCCGCCGCCGCCGCCCCAAUGGACGGCAGCAGGCGGCGACACGUGCGCGGCGGAAGCAGCGCAGCCGCUUCUACAGCUGCUCUGGAGCGGGCCACCGGCAGCAAUGCGGCUACAACGACCGCCGCCGGUGGCAGGAGUGGCAGCUGAACGCCAACCUGGCGCUAACCACCUGGCAGUCGAACAUCCCCAGCACCCGGGUGCUCACUGUCCAGGAGCACGACCUGCGACUGCGGUGGCUCUUCACUGGCCCUGGCGCCGCGCCGCCCGGCCCUGGCCCUGGUGGCGGCGGCGGCGGUGGCGGCGGUGGCGGUGGGCUGCCACUACCACCACCGCUGCCACAGGGGCUGCGGCUGCGUGUAGUGGACAUCCUGGUCCACUACUUCAACCCGCAGCAGCGCAAGAAGCGGCUCGAGGUGUACAUCCGCAAGCAGCGGGUGAUGCACCGAGAGGCCCGCAACUUGACAGGCGGACGGCCCAAGCAGCAGGUGUUGGUGGGCUGGGGAAAUGGCAGCGCGGGGUGGAACUCGCGGAUCAGCCGCAAGGGCCAGCCGCCGCGGAAGGAGUUCGUGCGCCUGCUGCGUGACCACUACGCGGCGCACGUCGUGAUCGUGAAUGAGUUUAGGACGAGUCGGGUUUGCUUUAAGUGUGGGCAUAUGGCGCUGCAAGCCAGGCUCAAACCUGGCAUGCGGAGGGCUCACGGCGUGCAAGUGUGCAACCACUGCGGCACGGGUGGAACCGCGAUGUGAACAGCGCCUGCAACAUGCUCCCGCUGCUCGUCCUGCAACUGCUGCAUGGUGACGACGGCCGGCCGGAGGUGUUUGGAGGCCGGCCGCACGCCGAUGCCGACGCCGAUGGCGGUGACCAGCAGCAGCAGGGGAGAACGAGGACGAGGACGACUAGUCCAGCUGCUGGUUGCAGGCGUGCGGCCCCUGGCGCUGUGGGGAUAGUCGGGCUGUCACAGCGCGUGUGUGGAAGUGAGACGCCAGGGGCUGCAGUUCAUAUCGUGAUAACCCGCCUUUGUGGCGGACAGGGGGGAUGAAGUCCCGCCCUUGGGGCGUGCUAGGAAGACGGUGGAGAGGAGACCCCUACGCCGUGUGGGGAGGUUGGACUGGAUGUGGAGAGACUCGACACAGGGAGAUGCGUGCGCAAUGCCCCGCAGUUUAGAGCAUGUAGAGCAAGCCCCCGCAGUUUAGAGCAAGCCCCCCCCCCCCCCCGCGAUUGCGCCGCUGGGGGCCAUUCCGACGUGACUGUCAACUCGCGAUUUUGCCCGCAUUCUACCCAAAUCCUUUGUCACAUGUGUGAAGCUAUCGUUGAUGAAUGUAAUUGUGAGCAAAU
Messenger RNA from Chlamydomonas reinhardtii, 1704 nucleotides. RefSeq lists its product as uncharacterized. Bases 129 to 1115 code for a protein of 328 amino acids. The transcript has 3 exons. The record is from RefSeq and is a predicted model, not a curated record. NCBI's taxonomy places the organism in Eukaryota, Viridiplantae, Chlorophyta, Chlorophyceae, Chlamydomonadales, Chlamydomonadaceae.